This is a messenger RNA of Arvicola amphibius (Eurasian water vole), 2940 nucleotides long. Its product is annotated as UDP-glucuronosyltransferase 1A7-like. Lineage: Eukaryota; Metazoa; Chordata; Mammalia; Rodentia; Cricetidae. Gene Ontology annotation, molecular function: UDP-glycosyltransferase activity. The record is from RefSeq and is a predicted model, not a curated record.
CACUGGGGUGUGUUUGGUGAAUGAGAGAUUUUCAGUCCAUUCAUGCGAAAGAGAGAUAAAGUUGUUUCUGAAGAUUAGAGACUCCCAUGUUAGGCCUUUCAAAAUGAAGUCUUGCUUUCUUGUCUUGGCAAGAUCAGGCAGGAUCUGGACAAGGCUACAGAAAGGCAGUAGAAUCUACAAGAUGCUAACCACGCCAUCAUGAAGACAAAAAACAAAACCCAACCCAAACCGAAGCAGCAAGAGGGAAAAAUAGGUUGGGAGUAUAUGUGGAGACCAGAGACUAAUAGAGGCCUGGUGAGAAGAUAAAGUGAUACAGCCCCGUGUAGAGCUGCCUGAUGCUUCUCAACAGUGAACAUCACAGUUUCCUUAGGAGUGAGCUCUCUUGAUCUGGGAUGUAUACAGAAAGGACUUGAAACCAGUUCCUAGGAAAAACCCGCAUGAGGUGUGGGCGACAGCAGCGUUCUCUGUAAUCACAAGGGGGAAACAAGCCCGCAGAUGCAGCAGUGAUGCAGGAGACAAAUGCAUGGAUCUGUGGAGAAGGUCCCUGGGUAACUGACUAGAAGCUCGACCUAGCUCUCAUCCUCUCCAUAGAAUGUGGGCUCUCUACAGCAUUGGAUGCAUCAAGGGGGACAUUAUAACAGGAAUGGUGGACACCUUCCUUUUAGUCCCUGGAGUGGUCUGGGCAGAUACUUGUCACCUUUAUGUCAGCAAUUCAGAGAACACACAGUGUUGGGAAGUGGAACAAGAAUUCUACUGCACAUGCGCCAGGACAUCAGCAUUGCUCAAUCAGCAGGGUUGUUUCUAAACACUGUCUGUGAGCAGGCCAGGCUAAGGACCCAGCAGCAGGCAGCAAAUCCUUUGGGAACACAGUCUGGUUUUGCUUUGAGACCUAUUUUAGAAUUGUAAGAUACUUUGAAACUUGCUUUCUUAGGUGAAAACAUUUGUAUUCCUUAGGGUCAUGUAUAUUUCUUCGUAACUAUUUCUAAACUCAAAUUGCCUUAUUCUGCAGAGGAAAAAGAUCUUAUCUGGAACACAAGCGAGAGUGCCUCGUAAUAUUUUAUCAUUUAUUACUGUUGUCUAAGUAAAUCAUUGUCCAUGAUUGUUGUUUCUUAAUGGUGCAAGUACACGCCCUCCUGAGGGAGCAGAUUUAACACAGUCACACUUCCUCCUUAGUCAGAAGAGCUCAGAUUCUCAGCAGCUGGAUUGCCUCAGGCUGAGCUUCUCCCAUGGCUCCUAUAGGUUUCCCAGCCUCCCUUCCUCUGUGUGUGUGUCUGCUGCUGGUGUCUGGCUUUGCCCAGGCAGGCAGGCUGCUGGUGGUGCCCAUGGACGGGAGCCACUGGUUCACCAUACAGUCGGUUGUGGAGAAGCUCAUCCACAAUGGACAUGAGGUGGUGGUAGUCGUGCCAGAGGUGAGUUGGCAACUAGGAAAAUCCGUGAAUUUUACAGUGAAGGCAUACUCAAUUUCUCACACUCUGGAAGAUUUAAACCGGGAGGUCAAUAUUUUUCUUGACGCUCAAUGGAAAGAUCAGACAGACUUAAUGACUUUUCUACUAACAAGUCCAGGCAGAGGUUUCUUUGAAUUACUGUUUUCACAUUGUAGGGAUUUGUUUAACGACAAGAAGUUAGUGGAGUACUUGAAGCAGAGUUCUUUUGAUGCUGUCUUUCUGGAUCCUUUCGAUGUGUGCGGCUUGACUGUUGCCAAGUACUUAUCGCUCCCGUCCGUGGUCUUCGGCAGGGCAAUAUUGUGUCACUAUCUUGAAGAGGGUGCCCAGUGUCCCAGCCCUCCUUCUUAUGUUCCAAGAAGUCUCUUGAAACUCACAGGCAACAUGACUUUCAUGGAGAGAGUGCAGAACCACCUUGCCUACUUGGGGGAGCAUGUUUUUUGCUCCAGUUUGUUCAAAACUGCUACAGAAAUUGCUUCUGAAGUUCUCCAGACCCCGGUGACUGCAUCUGACCUCUUCAGUCAAGUGUCCAUUUGGCUGUUACGCACUGACUUUAUGUUGGAGGUCCCCAGACCUUUGAUGCCCAAUAUUGUCUUCGUGGGUGGGAUCAACUGCCACCAGGGAAAGCCACUUUCUAAGAUGUUUUCUCUCCUCUCCUUUAGCACAUGAAGAAAGACCCGGCUUUGGAUGAUGAAGUUAUCCCUUACUGAGCUGUGGGCUGUCAAUCACACUUGUCAUUUUCAGUUUUCUUUCAGUUCUACGUUUGUCGUCAUCUCAGUUGGUUCAACACAGUCCUUGAGCGGUCGCACGAAGUGUGCUGUAGUGUGGCUUGUAAACUUUGCUUGCUGAUAGGCGUGUGGCCACGGACAUUCUCAGCAUCACCAGGCUGCCUUUAUUUUUUUGGUGGGGGAACAGAGUGAGACGCACAGUAAGAAAUGAAGCUUUGUUUUGUUCAUUCUCAUCCUCUACCUUGUCUCGAAAAUGCUGCCAUUUCCUAACCCUGCUAUUUUCUCAGCAGCACAGAGACCCAGGAGCAGAGUGUCUGGGUCUACUGUGCACUCGCUAUAUUUUAGUGCAUUUAGAUAAUUGCUUUCAAAACUCCAAACAAACUUCAUCAUUUGAUCAGCUCUAUGUGAGAGUUCUCAUUUUUCCAUGCUGUCUUCUACCUGGAUCUUGUCCAAAUGUUAAAGUUUUCUUAAUUUUGGUGAUAGAAGAUUCUGUGUAGCUGUUUCAAUGUUCACUAUGUGUUCCGGUAGUUAGUUGGGUCGUUUGCCUUUUCCCUAUGGUAAAUUACACAUUGACACACUUUUAUCCUUUCUUCUAAAUUGCUAGCAGUCUCUAAAGCUCAGAAAUAUGAACACUUGGUCACUCAAAUAUGUGCUGCCCUUUUUACUUAGCUGUUUAUUUUCUAGUUUUUAUUUAUUUCUAUGUAUAAGUGUUUUGCCUUUAUGUUUGGGCUUCCCAUUCAUGCAGUUCCCAUAGGAGCUGGAAGAGGGCA